AAUUCGGAGCAGUUUGUAAACGUGCGAGGCCGACACCGGGUUUCGCCCUCAUUUUUAUAAUUCCUCCAACGAAAAAUGUUUAGAAUUCGCGUGUGCAUGAUUCAAGUAGUUCAUUGAGACUAUCAAUUCGUCGAUUCCGUGAAAAUGCCACCGCCGGAGGACUUCCUAACCCCGGAGCAGAUCCUCGCUGAGGUUAGGAAAUUCAUACCAGAGUCGGUGAAGAAAUGUCAACAUACCAAUGUGCACAAAGUAACCAAGGGGGCCCUGAAUCUCCUCAGGAAUCUGCCUGGGGCGAGGGAGGCCGUUCUGGAGUAUCUCAGAAAGGUCUUCUUCUUCGCUGUCAAUCGACAAAACCGUCACAUGGAGCUGUACUCACCACAAACCCUCGGAGAUGAGCCCACAAUGAACGUCACAGUCCCUGAAAUUCAUGGAGUUCUGUGCGAAAUUGUUGACGAAAAUCCUCAGGCGUGGGCUCCACUUGUUGCUACGUGGUCUCUUGAUCUUCUAGGAAAACUCUCCUGGAACUACUCGAAAAGAAGCAACCCGCCCAGCCUCACAAUAAACGACGACCUGAAGCACUGGCUCUCGUUCCGCACCACGCGAAUCCUGAUCGACCUGUCGGCGCGCUGCAUCCGGUGCCUGUCGCCGGCCGAGGCCGACUCCUGCAUGAUCGUCCUGACGGAGUCAAUUUCCAGCUACUACCCCUUCUUCAACUGGGUGGUGGCGCACGUGGGCACCUGUUUCCCGACGCUGAUCAUCAACAAGGUCCUGCUCUGGGGGCUGAAAGACUUCUCGGAAACAGGUUCCCAGCAGAACUCCCCGCGCACGCUCUUGAACUCAGUCGUGGGGAUCCUGGGGCACCUGGCAGGCAGCAACUUCUACGACAUUCGCGAGGCCCUCCUGAGCCUCUUCAAGUGGAGCCUCGACGAGAGUAUGAAGGACGACGACCAGACACGAAAGCAAAAGAUAGCAACAGUCCCCUUCCUCCUGAAGCUCGCCUCGAUGUCCCAAAUUCUCCUAAAAAUCAUCACAACAGUAGUUCUCCAGACCCUCUUCCCAGUUCGUCCAGACGUGAUUCCACGUUUAGCAGUGUUCGCCCCAGACUGGUGCAGCUACUUCGACAAUCAGCCCAAGACCCUGCUGGAAGUGACAGUGCACUCGAUCCUGGCGUGUGAGCAGGGCGCCUGGCAGAUAAUCUCAAUCCUCCUGGACACGAGUUUAAGCACCAGCAACGUGGGUUACCACGGUGUGAACGCAGCCCUGGCAGUGAAGAACGUCUGCCGAGAGAUUCUCGAGAUGAUUCUGCAGGAGAUUGACCUCCAGAUGAAGCUGAAGGGGCCCCACAACACGGGGAUAGCCCUGCUGUCCUCGAUAAAACAGGACCUCUGCCUCAUCGAGCCCCUCCUCCUGGACGCCCACCCCCUGAGGGUCCAGACAGCGGUGAGACUGAUCUCCCUUCUGGGCGCGCAGAGCCCCAACGUCGUGAUAUCCUCAGGGUCUGGGGUCCUGAGGAACGCCCAGACUAGCUUCCACCUCGCAGCACUCGUUCGAUUGAUGGCUGAGAACGUGACAGUGUUUCCAACGAUAAAACCAGAGCCUGAGAACCCUCUCUCAGGUCACGGGUACUUCACCCAGACGCUGGAGCAAGCCCUCAGGGAUAUUCAGUACUCGCCAGGGUGGAGGGGGGACGAAGCCAGACAGCUGUUCAAGAACAUCGCUAUCUUACUGAAGUGGGAGAACUCGAGUAAAGCGGAGAUCUUGAAAUCGAGACUGAUCUCCCGGGGAAUUCACUCCAACUUGAGUCAGCUCGCCUCGUUGUUGAUGAAGACUGACGACCUCUCGUUGACUCACGACAUCGUGGAGACGUUGGAUCUCCUGACGAUGAAUGACGGAGCUAAAUACACUCACAGCGUUGAUUUGGUUCUCAAACUGACGAGAGCCAUUGUGAGGUAUUUUUUUGUCUGCAUUCAGGAGGAGGACGACAUCAGGAAAUACAGGGGGAUCAGGGUCGUCAAUCGGCUGCUGAUGCUCAUGGCAGGGACGUCGCCCUGCGCCAGGGUUCUGGCGAUCAGGGAGUUGAUUGAGAACGCAAUUUACGGGGACCCAGCCAAGUUCUUCGGGGCGAAGGUGAAAUCCUCGAGUGAUUCUAAGGAUUAUCUUUUGUUGGAGCACAACCACAAGCAUGGGACUUCGGUGAUGCUGGCGCAGAGGCACUCGUCGGUUUUUCAUGCUGGGGUGAUUGGGGAGGGCCCCAGGAGAGCAGUGCCUGAGAACCCUUUUGAUAAGGAUACGAUAUCGAUGAAUAGUAUUUUGCUGUUGGAUGCUAUUAAGGCGUGUUGUACGAAUGAGGAGGUGAGUCCCCAUCCGAAUCUAGAUGCCAUGACGUCUGUAAGUCUUCUGCUGGUGGAGCUCGUGUCUCCUGAUGUCAUGUACAAUGGCCUACCCUGGCCUGACGAGGAAUUCACCAAGGUCACGGUGGAGAGGGACCUCCAGAUUCGUCGGACAUUCAAGGAUGUUCCACAGCUGUGGACUCUGCUGGAAUUGACUGCCAGGCAUCGACCUGCUCUCGCUUACUCGUCGGUUCUGCUCAGGGGAAUAGCUGCCACUGUCAUGGCUAAUUGGAAUAUCAGUGAGGGUACUAGGCUGGUGGAUGUCAUGGCACUUGGACAACUUCUUCCACCACCUCUCAACUGUCUCAGGGAUGUUCUCGCAAUUUUAACGCCCAGCCAGAUUAAUACUCUCAUGAAGGAGUGCGUCUGGGCUUAUAUGCACGAGAAUGUACCCUCUCCUGCGUUGUUUACUCUUACGGAGGGGGCGAGCAUCGCGUGGAGAGACACUGACAUGUCAGCUCCUGGGGCGAGGUUCACGGAGACUCUCAGGCUCAUUCUUCUUCCCAAUAUCGCCAAGACUGGCUCGCUCUAUAAUACACUAUUCUACAAUGAGCAUAAAUGAUAGUGAAAUGUCUAGUGUAUUUUUUGUAAAUAUAUAAGGAUCAGUUGUACAUCUUGUCUGUAAGAAUGAAUAAAAGUUUUCUAUCGUUUUCUUCGGUA
This is a messenger RNA of Diachasma alloeum, 3050 nucleotides long. RefSeq names its product integrator complex subunit 5 (gene omd). The transcript has 3 exons. NCBI's taxonomy places the organism in Eukaryota, Metazoa, Arthropoda, Insecta, Hymenoptera, Braconidae. Gene Ontology annotation, biological process: snRNA 3'-end processing. The coding region runs from base 145 to 2952 and encodes 935 amino acids. Gene Ontology annotation, cellular component: integrator complex. The record is from RefSeq and is a predicted model, not a curated record.